CGUUAAGGUGCAACUUCCUGUUCACGAUCGACCUGCCGACUUUUGGCUUUGCCUAAAUUAUUUACUGUUUACUUUUAUGUCUGUGUUCACUUGAAUGCCUAAACGUCAAAGUAGUUACAUUAAUUUAGUCAAUGAUGGCAAAAGUUUUUCUUAAAGAAGAUAGGUAUGGGGAAAAACUGCUGAAAACUUUGAAUGUUCUAAGGAAAGAAAGAAAAUAUAGUGAUUUUUACAUAGAGACUAACUCUGGUCUAGUCCCAGUUCACCGUGUCGUGUUAGCUGCUGCAGAGAGCUGCCACUUGAAGUCAAUAGGUUUUCUAUGUGGUGAUAUAAAUACAUUUGAUUUAACAGAAUUUAAUAAGAAUAUUGUAGAGACAUUAGUAACCUAUUUAUAUACAGGAGAAGUAGAUCUUACUGGGGAUUCAGACAUUAAGGAUUUUGUAAAUCUCUGCCAAAAGUUAGACUUCCAAUCUCUACUGAAUCGAAAAGAAUUUCAAAAGGGCAAUAGUAAUGAAGUAUCAGAAAAGCACACCAAUGAGGUGUUUGAGAACAAUACAGUUAACAAUAAGGAUUCGAAGAGUGGACCACAUCCAAUUUACUUAGCUACGAAUCGUGAUGGACAAAUGUUUGUUAAAUCUGUUUCUUCUGUACAUUCUAAUGAUAAUCACAUAAAUCAUGAUAAUCAUGAUAAUCAAAACACUGACGUAUCAAAUACUCCUAAAUUAUCAGAAUCAACAGAAAGUGGUUCAUUACAAGAUUUUAUUAUCAAAAAGGAACCAAAUAGUGAUGAUGAUAAUUCUGAUAAUGAGUUAGAUUCUGUGGAAGAAGAAUCGGGUUCAUCUCAGUCUAAUAAAUCAAAACAAAAAAGACCAAAUAAGAAAACUUUGGAAGGGAAAAAUAAAAAGUUAAAAAGUUCUACGAAAUCUGUUAAACAAUAUGCUGAACAGUUAGUAUCUAAAGUAGUAGGAAUGGGGGAGGAAGGUGGUGAUGUUGAGGAAGAUUCAGGAGAUAACAAUGAUAAUGAUGAUGCUGGAGAUGCUGAUAACCAGGAGGAAAGUCAGAAAGAUUUUGUAAUAAAAGAAGAACAAGACACAGCUGAGAGAAAGAUACCUCACCAAGGAGCGUCAAACAGAGACCAAUCUAAUGCUGGCACAGAUAGAACGACAAAGAAGAUGCUAAAAUGUAACGACUGUGACUUUACUACACCUUGGCCGAGUAGUCUGUAUAGACAUCGCCGUAUCCACGACCAGAACAUGUUCUUCUGUGACCAAUGCGACUCUAGAUUUCCUGAUCUUUGUAUGCUGAAAGUUCACACUAAACAUAAACACGGAGAAGGUCUCAUUUGUACACACUGUUCAAAAAGGUUUACAAGUCUUGCUGGACUUAAUUAUCACUUGAAGAAAAUCAGUGGUGAAUAUAAACGAAAGUGUACUUUUUGUGAUAAAACCUUUAUUAGUAUACAGCAUUAUGAAAGUCACGUGAAUAAGCAUAAAAACAUAAAACCACACAAGUGUGACAUCUGUCAAAAAGCGUUCUUGUACAAAGCACAUUUAACUCAGCAUAUUGAAAAAGGUCACUCAGAAAAUAAUGAGCCACGAACAUACCAGUGUGAAGUGUGUGAUAUCAUACUGACAUCAAAAGCAGCACAUCGUGGUCACAUGAUCGGGAAACAUAGCAACAAUGUGCGAGUAUGUAGCACGUGCGGCAAAUCUUUUAACUGGGCUGCUAGUUACUACCGACACAUAAAAUCUCAUGCCUAAUCAUGCCACUAUACAAAUUAAAACAUCUCAUGCCUAAUCAUGUCACUAUACCACUAGUUUUGUUUGACAAUAUCUUCUCUCUCAGGAACUUUGUCAGCGGAUCGGAGGGAGUGCGUUUUCACUUUACAAGCGACCAAUGAAAUAACAAUAUCAGACGAGGGAGUGCGUUUUUUUACUUUAAAAGCAACCAAUGAAAUAACAAUACUGACUUAACAUCUUGAUAUAUUCGGCAGACUUACGAAAUAAAUUUGAAGUACAAAUGAUUGUUACCUUUA
This is a messenger RNA of Mytilus trossulus (common blue mussel), 2032 nucleotides long. Its product is annotated as zinc finger protein 347-like. Gene Ontology annotation, cellular component: nucleus. NCBI's taxonomy places the organism in Eukaryota, Metazoa, Mollusca, Bivalvia, Mytilida, Mytilidae. The record is from RefSeq and is a predicted model, not a curated record. Gene Ontology annotation, biological process: regulation of transcription by RNA polymerase II. Bases 132 to 1757 code for a protein of 541 amino acids. Gene Ontology annotation, molecular function: RNA polymerase II cis-regulatory region sequence-specific DNA binding; protein binding; DNA-binding transcription factor activity, RNA polymerase II-specific. The transcript is spliced from 3 exons.